Molecule: messenger RNA, 3400 nt
Organism: Cuculus canorus (common cuckoo)
Lineage: Eukaryota; Metazoa; Chordata; Aves; Cuculiformes; Cuculidae
Exons: 2
Coding region: 630-1622 (330 amino acids)
Source: RefSeq, a predicted model, not a curated record
AUUCCCCUCGGGAAGGGUCGGAGCACCUCGGGAAGGGUCGGAGCACCUCAGGAAGGGUUGGAGUCCCUCAAGGUGUUGGGAAGAGUUGGAGUCCCUCAGGAAGGGUCGGAGCCCCUCGAGGUGUUGGGAAGAGUUGGAGUCCCUCGGGAAGGGUUGGAGACCCUCAGGAAGGGUCGGAGCCCCUCAAGGUGUUGGGAAGAGUCAGAGCCCUUUGAGAAGGGUCGGAGCCCCUCGGGGUGUCGGGAAGGGUCGGAGCUCCUUGGGAAGAGUCGGAGCACCUUGAAGUGUUAGAAAGGAUCGGAGUCCCUCGGGAAGGGUUGGAGCCCCUCGAGGUGUUGGGAAGAGUUGGAGUUCCUCGGGAAGGGUUGGAGGUGUUGGGAAGAGUCAGAGCUCCUCGAGGUGUCGGGAAUGGUCAGAGCCCCUCAGGAAGGGUUGGAGACGUUGGGAAGAGUCGGAGCCCCUCGAGGUGUUGGGAAGGGUUCGAGGUGUUGGGACGAGUUGGAGUCCCUCAGGAAGGGUCGGAGCCCCUUGAGAUGUCAGGAAUGGUUGGAGUUCCUCGGGAAGGGUUGGAGGCGUUGGGAAGGGUUGGAGCUCCUUGAGAAGAGUUGGAGCCUCUCGGGGUGUCGGGAAUGGUCAGAGCCCCUUGGGAAGAGUCAGAGCUCCUCGAGGUGUUGGGAAGAGUUGGAGUCUCUCAGGAAGGGUCGGAGCCCCUCGAGGUGUUGGGAAGAGUUGGAGUCCCUCGGGAAGGGUUGGAGGUGUUGGGAAGGGUUGGAGACCCUCAGGAAGGGUCGGAGUCCCUCGAGGUGUUGGGAAGAGUUGGAGUUCCUCAGGAAGGGUUGGAGCCCCUCGAGGUGUUGGGAAGAGUUGGAGUCCCUCAGGAAGAGUCGGAGCCCCUCGAGGUGUUGGGAAGAGUUGGAGUUCCUCAGGAAGGGUUGGAGGUGUUGGGAAGAGUUGGAGUCCCUCAGGAAGGGUCGGAGCCCCUCGAGGUGUUAGGAAGGGUUGGAGACCCUCGGGAAGGGUUGGAGGUGUUGGGAAGAGUUGGAGUCCCUCGGGAAGGGUCGGAGCCCUUUGAGGUGUUGGGAAGAGUUGGAGUUCCUUGGGAAGGGUUGGAGGUGUUGGGAAGAGUUGGAGUCCCUCAGGAAGGGUUGGAGGUGUUGGGAAGAGUUGGAGUCCCUCAGGAAGGGUCGGAGCCCCUCGAGGUGUUAGGAAGGGUUGGAGUUCCUCAGGAAGGGUUGGAGGUGUUGGGAAGAGUUGGAGUCCCUCGGGAAGGGUCGGAGGCCCUCGAGGUGUUGGGAAGAGUUGGAGUCCCUCGGGAAGGGUUGGAGGUGUUGGGAAGAGUUGGAGUCCCUCGGGAAGUGUUGGAGCCCCUCGAGGUGUUGGGAAGGGUUGGAGUCCCUCGGGAAGGGUUGGAGACCCUCAGGAAGGGUUGGAGUCCCUCGAGGUGUUGGGAAGAGUUGGAGUCCCUCGGGAAGGGUCGGAGCCCCUCGAGGUGUUGGGAAGAGUUGGAGUCCCUCGGGAAGGGUUGGAAGUGUUGGGAAGAGUUGGAGCCCCUCGAGGUGUUGGGAAGGGUCGGAGUCCCUCGGGAAGGGUUGGAGGUGUUGAGAAGGGUCAGAGCCCUUUGAGGUGUUGGGAAGAGUUGGAGUCCCUCGGAAAGGGUUGGAGGUGUUGGGAAGGGUCGGAGUCCCUCGGGAAGGGUCGGAGUCCCUCGAGGUGUUGGGAAGAGUUGGAGUCCCUCGGAAAGGGUUGGAGGCGUUGGGAAGGGUUGGAGUCCCUCAGGAAGGGUUGGAGGUGUUGGGAAGAGUUGGAGUCCCUCAGGAAGGGUCGGAGUCCCUUGAGGUGUUGGGAAGGGUUGGAGUCCCUCGGGAAGAGUUGGAGUCUCUCAGGAAGGGUCGGAGCCCCUCGAGGUGUUGGGAAGAGUUGGAGUCCCUCAGGAAGGGUUGGAGCCCCUCGAGGUGUUGGGAAGAGUUGGAGUCCCUCAGGAAGAGUCGGAGCCCCUCGAGGUGUUGGGAAGAGUUGGAGUCCCUCAGGAAGGGUCGGAGCCCCUCGAGGUGUUGGGAAGGGUUGGAGACCCUCGGGAAGGGUUGGAGUCCCUUGAGGUGUUGGGAGGAGUUGGAGUCCCUCGGGAAGGGUUGGAGCCCCUCGAGGUGUUGGGAAGAGUUGGAGUCCCUCAGGAAGGGUCGGAGCCCCUCGAGGUGUAGGGAAGGGUCGGAGUCCCUCAGGAAGAGUCGGAGCUCCUCGAGGUGUUGGAAAGGAUCAGAGUCUCUCAGGAAGGGUUGGAGCCCCUUGAAGUGUUGGGAAGAGUGGAAGCCCCUCAGGAAGGAUUGGAGACCCUCAAGGUGUUGGGAAGGGUCGGAGCCUCUCGGGGUGUCGGGAAGAGUCGGAACUCCUCGGGAAGAGUCAGAACCUCUCAAGGUGUCGGGAAUGGUCGGAGCCCCUCGGGGUGUCAGGAAGAGUCAGAGCCCCUCAGGAAGAGUCAGAGCCCCUUGGGAAGAGUCAGAACUUCUCAGGAUGUCGGGAAUGGUCGGAGCCCCUUGGAGUCCCUCGGGAAGGGUUGGAGUCCCUUGGGAAGGGUCGGAGCCCCUCGGGAAGGGUCAGAGCUCCUUGAGGUGUUGGGAAGGGUUGGAGCCCCUCGGGAAGGGUUGGAGCCCCUCGGGAAGAGUUGGAGCCUCUUGGGAUGUCAGGAAUGGUCGGAGCCCAUCUGGAAGGGUUGGAGCCCCUCAAGGUGUUGGGAAGAGUCGGAGCCUCUUGGGAAGAGUUGGAGCCUCUUGGGGUGUCGGGAAGAGUCGGAGCCCUUCGGGAAGAGUCAAAGUCCCUCAAGGCAUUGGGAAUGGUCGGAGCCCCUCGGGAAGUGUUGGAGGUGUUGGGAAGGGUUGGAGUCCCUCAGGAAGAGUCAGAGCCCCUCGAGGUGUUGGAAAGGAUUGGAGUCUCUCAGGAAAGGUUGGAGCCCCUCGAGGUGUUGGGAAGAGAUGGAGUCCCUUGGGAAGGGUUGGAGGUGUUGGGAAUGGUCGGAGCCCCUUGGGAAGUGUUGGAGGCAUUGGGAAGAGUUGGAGUCCCUCAGGAGUAGUUGGAGCCUCUCGGGGUGUCGGGAAGGGUUGGAGUCCCUCAGGAAGGGUUGGAGGUAUUGGGAAUGGUCAGAGCCCCUCGGGAAGUGUCGGAGCCCCUCAAGGUGUCGGGAAGAGUUGGAGCCCCUCGGGAAGGGUUGGAGGCAUUGGGAAGAGUCGGAGCCUCUUGAGAUGUCGGGAAUGGUUGGAGCCCCUCGGGAAGGGUUGGAGGUGUUGGGAAGGGUUGGAGUCCCUUGGGAGGAGUUGGAGUCUCUUGGGGUGUUGGGAAUGGUCGGAGCCCCUCAGGAAGGGUUGGAGGCAUUGGGAAGAGUCGGAGCCUCUCAAGGUGUUGGAAAGGA